CGAAAAAAGUUUCAACUUCAACUGUCAAAUAGGUAGUAAGUAAACGUAAACGUAAAUAAAAUCAACACUUGAAUUCAACCACAGAUAAUUGGGUUAUAUUAUCUGUGGUUCAACACAUUACACCACUUCAACAAACGUCCAAACUCCAACAUAAAAUGGCAAACCAUUUAAACAAGGUUAUGUCUUUGUUUGUUAUCAAUAAUGUAGUUAAUCAGAACUUUAUUGGAAAACUUGUUACGGCCUCUAUGUUACAUCAACCACGCUACAUGUCAAUCAAAGCUCAGAAGAUUGAAUUGAAAGAAUUUGGAGAUCCGAGCAAGGUCUUGAAUCUUGUUGAAUGUACUUACGAAGAACCGGCCAAAGAUCAGGUGACACUGAAGUUUCUCUUAGCUCCUGUAAAUCCUGCGGAUAUUAACACAGUUCAAGGUGUAUAUCCAAUCAAACCAAGUCUCCCAGGUGUUCCUGGCAGCGAGGGUAUUGCGGAGGUAAUUGCAGUCGGGCCUGAGGCCAAGAACAUCAAAUUGGGUGAUCGAGUCAUUCCUAACAAACAACCUUUUGGCACAUGGAGGACUCAUUCUGUUGUUAGUGAAACUGAUGUAUUCAAGGUACCAAAAGAUCUAGGCCUGGCUGAAGUCGCAGCUGUCACCUCAAACCCUGGCACUGCGUAUCGCAUGUUGAAAGACUUUGCAACUCUGAGGCCUGGUGACAUAGUGCUGCAGAACGGUGGUAACAGUGCGGUAGGACAGAACGUGAUACAACUUGCGCGGGCUUGGGGCCUCACUAGCAUAUCAGUAGUACGGGACCGGCCAGACAUUGCAGACUUGCGCUCGUACUUGCUGGAGCUUGGAGCUGAUCAUGUGCUUACUGAGGAGGAACUGGAGAAGCAGAGAGAUUUCUUCCCAAAAAACAACAUGAAAAAGCCUAAACUGGCGAUGAACUGUGUGGGAGGCAAGAAUGCUCUGACCCUCUUGCGUAAUCUGGAUAACAACGGAGUCAUGGUCACAUAUGGAGGAAUGUCCAGGGAACCAGUGAGUGUACCAACAUCAGCAUUCAUUUUCAAGAACAUCUCUCUUCACGGGUUCUGGAUGACCAACUGGCACAAAGAGCACAGAAACUCUGAAGAACAACGGAUAAUGUUUGAGGAUCUGUUCCAGUUGAUGAGAGACGGGAAGUUGAAAGCUCCAAGAUACAAAAUUCUGCCUCUGAGUCAGUACAAGGAUGCCAUAUCUAACACAAUGAACAUCAAAGGUUUUGCUGGUUUCAAAUACUUUCUUGACUUAACAAGUUGAUCAUAAAUGAAAAAGCGAAUGUAUCUGUGAUAACAGAAAUCUGUGGGUUAGUUUGUAAGAUAAGUCAGUAAUAUUAAACGUUUUCAACUUUU
Macrosteles quadrilineatus (aster leafhopper) is the source of this 1381-nucleotide messenger RNA. Its product is annotated as enoyl-[acyl-carrier-protein] reductase, mitochondrial-like. Lineage: Eukaryota; Metazoa; Arthropoda; Insecta; Hemiptera; Cicadellidae. Gene Ontology annotation, biological process: fatty acid metabolic process. The transcript has 5 exons. Gene Ontology annotation, molecular function: trans-2-enoyl-CoA reductase (NADPH) activity. Gene Ontology annotation, cellular component: mitochondrion. The coding region runs from base 156 to 1289 and encodes 377 amino acids. The record is from RefSeq and is a predicted model, not a curated record.